Papilio polytes (common Mormon) is the source of this 728-nucleotide messenger RNA. RefSeq lists its product as uncharacterized. The record is from RefSeq and is a predicted model, not a curated record. The transcript has 3 exons. The coding region runs from base 43 to 672 and encodes 209 amino acids. Lineage: Eukaryota; Metazoa; Arthropoda; Insecta; Lepidoptera; Papilionidae.
CAUUUCUACGUCCUAUCAUUCUGAUCGCAUACAUCAAGCAUCAUGAAGGUGGCUAUAGUUCUUCUCUCUGCGGUGGCUCUCAGUCUCUCGGCUCCGCAGCCGAGGAAGAUUUUCCACGAGCAUGCCGAGGACUUCCUCGAGCUGAUCAACGAUGAAGCCGGCCACGAAAUGAUGCACCUGGUCGAACACUAUAUCGAGUUCGAAGAGUUCACCAAGUCUCUUGACUAUAUGGCCACUCCCAACUUCAGAUCUCUCGUCUACGAAAUGGAAUCUUUACCCGAAUUCAAAGCCGUGAUCGACUUCUUGGAAAAAGACAAUAUUGACAUUAUGUACUUCAUCGAAAGAUUGAAUGAAAUAAUCGACGACAUCCAAAACGACAAAAGAGCUCGCCACUCAUUGAGCGGUAGGGACAUGACCGCUUUCAUCAACGACUGCAUCGCUGUCUUCCCCAAGGACAAGCUGACGGCACUCUACGAACAGAAGGUUGAGGAAGACGAAGAAUUCAGAGUCGCCAUGGAGAACCUGAACAGCGAUGAAUGGGACCAAGUGUGGAACGCCCUCUGGCAGAGUGAGACCUUCAUCGAGGAAGCUAACAUUCUUCUUGAGAAUGGAAUCGAUCUGCAAGUACUCCUUCGAGAGGUUAAAGCUGUGUUUGGACAGUUCAAGAAAUAAAUUAAUAUUUAUCAAAUAUUUUGAAGUGCAAGAAUAAAUAAAAUUUAAUUAAAUUA